Messenger RNA from Bombina bombina (fire-bellied toad), 4395 nucleotides. RefSeq names its product lysophosphatidic acid receptor 6 (gene LPAR6). Bases 484 to 1518 code for a protein of 344 amino acids. Gene Ontology annotation, biological process: positive regulation of Rho protein signal transduction; phospholipase C-activating G protein-coupled receptor signaling pathway. Gene Ontology annotation, cellular component: membrane. The record is from RefSeq and is a predicted model, not a curated record. The transcript is spliced from 2 exons. NCBI's taxonomy places the organism in Eukaryota, Metazoa, Chordata, Amphibia, Anura, Bombinatoridae. Gene Ontology annotation, molecular function: lysophosphatidic acid receptor activity.
CUGAAAUACAAACUGAGAAAGCUUUUUGUGUGUGUGUAAGCUCAUUGAAGGAGACACUGCUCCUGGCACCGGAGGAAUCACUUUAAUUCAGAGGGGAAAGUACAACCACUCCUUGAAUUUUGUUUUUUGAAUGCUGCCUGGGAAUGAAUUUUAACUACAGCCACUGCCUGUACAACUGGAGAAUGUACUCUUUCCACUACUACAUUUUACUCUGCUUUAAAAAGUGAAACAACUUGAAAACAUUGAUUUGCAUUCAGCAACCAGGCAUAAAGAUUACUUUCUUAUUCAGAAGAGAGGACUUUGCAGAUAGAUGAGACUAAUAAGUGAAGAACUCUGCUCCACCUCACACCUUUGAAGGACAAAGGGGGGUUGUGUUGUGCCUGAGGAAAUCCACAUGUAUUCUCCAAAGGAUCCGCGAUUACAAACUGGGCAAUAAGAAAACAAAGAAACUGUGAUUUUGCUCUGUAUGCCUAACAACCAUUUAUGAUGGUAAGCGAAAAUAUCACAGACUGUGUUUCAGAUGAUAACUUUAAGUAUACCUUGUAUGGCUGUAUCUUUAGCAUGGUGUUUGUUCUUGGUCUGUUAUCAAACUGUGUCGCCUUGUAUAUAUUUGGCUGUACCUUAAAGGUGCGCAAUGAGACCACAACUUACAUGAUGAACUUGGCCAUUUCAGACCUGCUAUUUGUGUUUACGCUACCUUUUAGGAUUUUCUACUUUGUGGCUCGGCACUGGCCAUUUGGAGAUAUACUGUGCAAAAUAUCAGUCACUCUUUUCUAUACAAACAUGUAUGGGAGUAUCCUGUUUUUGACUUGCAUAAGCGUUGAUCGGUUCCUAGCUAUAGUACACCCAUUUAAGUCAAAAACGAUCAGGACGAAAAGAAAUGCCAAAAUUGCCUGCGUUGCUGUAUGGCUGACUGUAAUUGCAGGGAGUGCGCCUGCAAGCUUUUUCCGCUCCACCAAUACAAAUAAAAAUAACAGUACAGAGACCUGUUUUGAGAACUUCUCCAAUCAAACAUGGAAAACUUAUCUGUCCAAGAUUGUAAUUUUCAUUGAAAUUGUGGGAUUCUUUUUUCCACUACUGGUUAAUGUAAUCUGUUCUACAAUGGUUUUAAAGACUCUGAAGAAACCAGUUACUUUAAGUCGAAGCAAACUUAACAAAAAAAAGGUACUGAAAAUGAUCUUUUGUCAUCUGGCGAUAUUCUGUUUCUGCUUCAUACCAUAUAAUAUAAAUCUGGUACUAUAUUCACUCAUGAGAACACAAGCAUUUAGCAACUGCUCAGUACAGGCCGCGGUCAGGACGAUGUACCCCAUUACCUUAUGCAUUGCAGUAUCCAACUGUUGCUUUGACCCUAUCAUUUAUUACUUCACUUCAGAGACUAUUCAGAACUCAAUCAAAAAGAGACAUCGUGCAAGGAGAAAGGAUUCAGCAUUUUCUGAAACAAUUGGCUCAGACAAUUUUAUUCAGCACAAUCUACAGACACUGAAAGCGAAAAUAUUUGAUAAUGAAUCUACAAUAUGACGGUUGGAUUGCAUGGGAGUAUAGCAAUCUGAGAUCACAAGGUGCUGGCUAUAAAUGUGUUAUCAGCAGAUAUGUAUCACUAUCCUAAGACCUUUCUGAAAAGAACUAUGGGGGUGGGGGAGAGAGGAAGAACAAGUAGUAACCACUUGUAUGCCAGAUGGUGGUCAGGACCCCCUGGCACUUGAGAAGUUAAGGUAAAAUGGUCAUUUUCAACAAAUGCAACAAAUUAAAAUAUAAUUGUUUUAGUUGGGCGCAAGGCUAAUAAUGUAACAUUAAUACAAACAUAUUUGGGGGGGCAGCAUACUGAUAUGACACAGCUAGUAUUACUUAGAAGAUGCUGCACAUUACAGCGUAAAAUAUAAAGCUAUACCAUACAGUGAUAGUAUCUAAGAUGCAAAACGACUGCUUUUGUACAUUUUUCAGAAAGCACAGCUCUGAGAAUGUAAGACUUCUACCCUGCUUAGUAUAUUUUUGUGUCCCAGAUGUAUAUAUGAAAUCUGUUUACAAAUAUGCCAAAUCAUUUAUUGCUAAUGGGUAGAUGAAAAAAGUUGCAGAUCUCCUGCAAGUAAAGGGGUUAAAUACCUCCAAUGUAUCCUUCUUACAGAAGGCAGACUAACUAAGUAUAUUACUGAAACUAAACAUAGGUUUUUUUAUGCUAUUGUAUACUCUAACUGCAAAUGUAAAUCUAACUUCUAUUCUGUAAUGACCUUUAAUAAUGCAUUCAUAAAUGAAGAACAUUUUGAUGUUACAAUAAGAUGUUUUUCAAUCAUAUUUAUUAAUGUUUAUAUUCUCUACAAAGGAAUUCAGGACAUUUUCUUUUAGUUUACAUAUUUCCACAAUUGGAUAAGAUAGGUACAUUACAGUCUUGAACUCUGAUCCUAUUUCAAAUCUUGAAAAAGAGUUUGUUUACAUAUUCAUGUUGCAAGUCUAAUACUCCGUAUUGUAGGGGGAAAACAGUACAGUAUAUAUUUAAUAUUCAAUAAACUAUUAAAGAAAUAGGAGUAUUGUUUCAAAUGUCGGUAGACAAUGAAUUAUCUAAACAGGGAGUUAACUGAGGAAAGGUUUACUCAUUGGGAACGUUGGCUCUGUUAAGACAUGCUAAAGAUGCAUUAUUAGUAAGUUCAAGCACUCCUAUACCUUAGGGCAAAUGGGAAAAGGCUGAUUGCAUCUUGCUGUGAUGUGCACAUGCAGGUCAGCACUCAAGUGGAUUAUUCAGAUCAAUUCACUUCCCGUACCAUCCGCAUACGUGCAAGCACUAAUCAACUCAAUGCUUUCAUUUUACAGGAGCUUUGGCUCUUAAAUGGGCAUAAAACCCCCCAAAAAUAUUUCAUAAUUCAGAUAGAACAAAGCAUUUUAAAUAACAUUCUAAAUUACUUCUAUUAUCAAAUUGUAUUUGUUUUCUUGUUAUCCUUUGUUGAAAAACAGGAAGGUAAGUUAAGCAGUGUGCAUAUGUAUGUAGCAAUAUAUGGCAACAGUUUUGUAGCAAUGUUAUACAUUAGCAAAAGCACUAGAUAGCAACACAACUUUUUGUUAUGUAGUGCUCCAAGCAUGUGCCCGCCACCUAUCUAGAUAUCUCUUCAACAAAGAACAUGGAAAUGAUGAAAAUUUAAUAGAAGUAAAUACAAAACUUUUUUUAAAAUUAUAUUCUCUCUCUGAAUCAUGAAAGAAAACAUGUGGGUUUCAUGUCCCCUUUAAAGGGAUAUUCUAAUGUAAAAGUAAAAUGCUUUAGUGCAUUUUUCUACAAAAUGAAUCAUUUACUGUGUACGUAAUCCCUAUAAAAGGGUUAAACACAAAGUUACCCUUCUGAAACACCCACACUAAAUACACUCCAAGGCUGUGCCCUUGCUCUGAGGAGCCUGUCUGGUGAGCGACUUUCACUUUAUGUUUAACCAAUCAUUUUUAUUACAACUAAAAACACAGAUGUGGCUUUUUACCAACCAACAUGCACUAUGAGAACACUUAUUAAUGCCCAUGUGUAGGGACAUUGUACACUAGAUUAUCUUUGUAUAAAUGUUUUGUAGAUGAUCCAUUUAUAUGCACAUCUGGGAGUGUUUUUGUAACAGUGUAUAGUUUUGCUUAUUUAUUUAUUUAACAGCAUUGUGCUGAUAUUCAGAUCUUAACCAAGACCCACAGUGUCAGAUGUAUACGUGCGUUUACAGACUACUGCUGGCUCCUGUUUAUGUGAUCUGUCUUGUUAUAUGCAGGGGAGAGGGAGUGUCUGCUCUUCUUAUUUCUCCAGCCCCUUUCACUGGGUGUCCCAGCCUAACCUCAUCAGCAGUGCUAAACUGGGAGCUUCUAAGUAAGUUUUUAAAAGGUUUUAUACUGGAUUUUUAGAUUAGUAUCUGUGCAUAUUCUCUUUAUAGUAGUGUCUAUUAUAUGCAGUUAUAUGAAAACUAGUGUACACUGUCCCUUUAAAGCAAACACAUUUUCUCACUUCCUUUUCUUUAAUUCCACAGGACAGAAUUUAUUGUAUCUAACAUUCUGUGUAAUCAUUUAAUUGAUAUUGUGAAGAGAGAAAGCAGCAUGUUGGUUAUCUAUGCCAGGCACAGCUAAAAGAUCAGAUAUCAUACACUACCAUAAUAAACAAAUUGUUUAACUAUUUAUCUGCUAGACAUCAGACGUCAGGUGAUCAGUGGUAAAAAGAUGCAGUGCAGCCCUAAGCAUAUUGUUUGACGAGUCAACUGAAUAUGUGGUAUAAUCCCUUUAAAGUUGCAAUCUUUAAGUGUGUUGUCCAGAACUGAACUUUAUGUUAGUUACAGAAUUUCCCCUUUAUGAAAAUAUGCUGCUCUACAAUAUAUUUAUCGAUACUUUCUACAACUGUGCUGAUCUACUGAAUAUUUUUGUGCUUUAUAAAUAAAUGUCUAAAGUUGAAUCAUU